Messenger RNA from Doryrhamphus excisus (bluestripe pipefish), 1637 nucleotides. It is a transcript of the gene hemk2, whose product is annotated as HemK methyltransferase 2, ETF1 glutamine and histone H4 lysine. The record is from RefSeq and is a predicted model, not a curated record. Gene Ontology annotation, cellular component: eRF1 methyltransferase complex. Gene Ontology annotation, molecular function: protein methyltransferase activity; nucleic acid binding; S-adenosylmethionine-dependent methyltransferase activity. Gene Ontology annotation, biological process: methylation. NCBI's taxonomy places the organism in Eukaryota, Metazoa, Chordata, Actinopteri, Syngnathiformes, Syngnathidae.
UUACGUAUGACGUAACGUGACGUACCAGGAAGUAAACAGGGACCCAUUGACUAUAGUAGGUGUCCACUGUGUUGCGUUUUAAUAUAAAAAAAUAUAACUUGACACUUGGAAGGAUACAAAUUAGUGUAGGUGCUACAAACACUUACAUGACUUAUUUGAUAAAUGCAGCCGAGAGGGGAAGUGUGCGUUUAGCAUGUCGGCUAGCUACCCCACACCUCUGUACGCUCACGCCGCAAGGGGAGACUUCCGUGAUGUGUACGAGCCGUCGGAAGAUUCCUUCCUGCUCAUCGACUCUCUGGAGCAAGAUGCAGCCAAGCUCCAGCAGAUGAGGCCGUGCAUCUGCGUGGAAGUGGGCAGCGGUUCCGGAGUGGUGUCCGCAUUUCUUGCAUCUGUGCUCGGACCUUCGUCGGUCUAUUUUUGCACGGAUGUGAAUCGCACAGCGGCGCUAUGCAGUGCAAAGACUGCGUCGUGCAACAACGUGACCAUGGAGCUCGUCAUCACAGACCUGGUGGAGUGUUUCCUGCCCCGGUUAAGUGGACAAGUGGAUGUGCUGCUGUUCAACCCCCCAUAUGUGGUCACACCAUCCAGUGAGGUGGGAAGCACAGGUAUAGAAGCUGCCUGGGCGGGUGGGAGGCAAGGCCGUGAGGUGAUUGACAGGUUCCUACCUGUUGUGUCCCAGUUGCUGUCCAGUCGAGGGCUGUUCUACUUGGUCACCAUAGCAGAGAAUGAUCCAGAGGAGAUUAUCCAGGUACUGAGUGGGCAUGGUCUGCACGGAAACCCACACCUGUCAACCAGAGCUGGAAACGAAAGACUGACAGUCCUGUGCUUCCGCAGGAGUCAGCAAACGUGAACUUUGAGUAUGUCAAAAUGGGGAGCACAUUUCUGCAAAUAUUGGAUUGUAUCUUUUAAUGGGACAACAUUAGAGAAAUGACACUUUGAUACAAUGUGAAGUAGUCAUUGCUAUUCUUUUUUUUUUUUUUAAAUAAAAUUAACUUUCUACAUCUGUGUUAUCCAUCAUGAGGGGGCACAAACCUCCAAGACUGAAAUGUCAAAUCAGCGAGGGAACAAAUGCAAUCUAGGACCUUAAUAAAAAAAAAAAAUGAAGUUAAGUUUAAUGUAGAGACAAGAGAAGGUGACAAAAAACGCAACAGGCUUUUAUUACAACCAUGCACGUGAAAUUACAAAAAAAAGAAAAUCCAUGUUAGAAAAUAAAAUGUGAAUUACGAUCAGGCUGUAAUUUGCACAUAUUCAGUGAUGUGGAAAAGUGUUUGCCCUCUUCCUGAUUUCUAAUUUUUGUGCCUGUCACACUUGCAUGUUAUUUGGAAGGUGUUUAUCCCAUUAGAUAUGGUGUUAAAGUAACAUCGCAUUUCAGAAAAAGAACAUACAACAGUAAAAUGUGGUGGUGGUGGUGUGAUGGACUGGGACUUAUUUGCUGCUUUUGGACCUGGACUUUUGGACCAAGACUUGCUGUGAUGAAUGGAAGCAUGAAUUCUGAUGUCCACCAAAAAAAUCCUGAAGGAGAAUGUCCAGCUAUCUGUUGGUGACCUCCAGCUGAAUGGACUUGGGUUCUGCAGAAUGCACGUGAAUGCAUAUACACGCAUGUGUACGCUGUAUAAGCCAUAGAAUCAUUUAGAAAU